CAAAGAAUGGGUUCACCAUUGACAAGGUCCAUGUGAACUAGUUCUUCUUCUACACACCACGUCUCGUCGUCUAUAGAUUCAAUUCCCCCCUCUUUUUCUCAGUUUCUCACUCAUCCAUCUCCUCCCAAAACGGUUUUUUUAUUUUUUUUAAUCUUCUUUAUUAAAUAAAUCAAGAUACUCCGAACUAAUUUUAAAAAUCAAAAUUAAAAAAAAUAAAGUGAAAAAGCUAAAAUCUGAGAAGCCAGAGUAGAAGAAGAAGAAGAAGAAGAAGAAGAAGAAGAAGGAACGGUAAGUAAAUACCAAAAAAGAAAUUCAAAAAUCCUUCUUCUUCUCCAUUCUUCUCCAAUCAUAAAUACACACAUUCUUUAUUGAUUUUAGUCUCACACAGAAAUAUGGUUCAUUCUUCUUCUUCUUGUUUUGUUCUGCUGAGGUUAUAGAGAUACAAAGAGAAAGUACAUACUAAUAGAUUAGAUUAGAUUAGAUUGAAGAACAAGAGAUGUUGAAGAGGAAGAAUAACAGGAGUAUAAGUCUGAUAAGAACAGUCAUAUCAUGUACAAUCUUUCUGAUUUCAAUUGCAACUCUUCUUUCUGUUCAUCUUCAUAUCUUUCUCUAUUCUAAAGUUCCUGUCUUCUCUGAUCCUACUGCUUACAAGCUCCCAUCGCAACAUGAAAUCGGGCAUCAUGGGAGUGAGUUGAGCUGGACUCAGGAAUUAACUCCUCCCCAAUUUUCAAAACUUCCUCCUCCUUCACAAAAGUUGAAUGUUGCAAAUCGGAAUCGGGAUAUCGAUAAGCUAUGGAAGGCUCCCCAGAAUAAAGAUUUUGUGCCCUGUGUUGAUCCUAGUCCUGAGUAUUCACUUCCUACGGAGUCUCGUGGUUACUUGCUUGUUCAUACAAAUGGUGGGCUCAAUCAGAUGAGAGCUGGGAUAUGCGACAUGGUGGCAGUUGCUCGAAUUAUUAAUGCAACUCUUGUUGUUCCUGAACUUGAUAAACGAUCUUUCUGGCAAGAUACAAGCAAUUUCUCAGACGUUUUUGAUCUCAAUCAUUUCAUAAGUGCUUUAGCUAAUGAUGUCAAAAUCAUAAAAAAGUUACCAAAGGAACUGGCUACUGCUACCAGAGCAGUUAAGCAUUUCAGAAGCUGGUCGGGUAUAGAAUACUACCAAGAUGAGAUAGCUCGCAUGUGGGAAGAUUACCAGAUUAUUCGAGCAGCAAAAUCCGAUUCUCGCCUAGCUAAUAAUAAUCUACCUCCGGAUAUUCAGAAGCUUCGUUGCCGCACUCUUUAUGGUGCUCUUCGUUUUUCCCCUCGGAUUGAAGCUAUGGGAAAGCUGUUGGUGGAGAGAAUGAGGUCCUAUGGUCCGUAUAUAGCCCUGCACUUAAGAUAUGAGAAGGAUAUGCUUGCUUUUAGUGGAUGCACGCAUGGUCUGUCUUCGGAUGAGGCCGAUGAACUAACCUUGAUCAGAGAGAACACGCCACACUGGAAGGUGAAAGACAUCGAUUCCAGGGAGCAGAGGUCCAAAGGAUAUUGCCCUUUAACACCAAAGGAGGUGGGAAUGUUCCUAACUGGUUUGGGAUAUCCAUCAAACACACCCAUAUACAUUGCUGCUGGGGAGAUAUAUGGGGGUGAUAAUCAUAUGGCACAUCUCCUGUCUCGAUUUCCGUUAAUAAUGAGCAAGGAAAAAAUAGCAUCAGUUGAGGAACUUGAACCAUUCAUAUCUCAUGCAUCCCAAAUGGCUGCACUUGACUAUAUUGUGUCAGUUGAGAGUGAUGUUUUUAUUCCUUCUUACUCUGGAAACAUGGCAAGGGCAGUUGAGGGACACAGGCGUUUUCUGGGGCAUAGAAAAACAUUUUCUCCAGACAGAAAGGCGCUCGUACAUCUGUUUGAUAGAGUAGAACGAGGAUCACUUAAGGAAGGGAAGAAGUUAGCUGAUCAAAUCGUAGAAAUCCAUAGAAGACGGCAAGGGUCUCCAAGAAAGAGGAAGGGUCCCAUCUCUGGAACAAGAGGUAUGGAGAGGUUUCGGUCAGAAGAGGCAUUUUACGUGAACCCUUUACCAGAUUGUUUGUGUCAGAUGGAGCCUGCAAAUAUAAACAAUUCUUAUACUAGUAGUAAUAGGUAGAUGAAGAAGAAGAGUACAGUAAAUCAAAAUUAAUUCUUUCCUAGGUAGUAUAGGUUUUGUUCCAGAGGCUCGAAGAUACAGGAGCAACGUGUAAAGAAAGAACAGCUAGAAGCAGUAGACUAAGAAAAAAGUUCCAGCUAUAGAUGAACUUAGAGAAAUAAAAGUGCAGCUAAUAUGAUAGUAGGUGAGGUUUUAUGAACUAGAACUGCUGAAUAUUCACUUAGCCAGAGAAAGAGAUCAAGCAUGGCAACUAAGAAUCCGAAGCUGUUCAAAAACAACAAACGUUAAAUGUUGAGGCCCCUUUCACAAGACAUUAUAUAAGGAAGGGAAGAAGGAAAUUUGAAAUUUUUGACCGGCGACAAAAACUUGUAAAUGAACUGAUUUUUUAUGUAAAGAACACCCUAUUAUUCAUUGUAGGGUUUCCACGGAGAAUCUGUUCGAUCAUUAUUCUUUUUCAUCAGAUUCUCUUUGGAUGGUAAACUGUGAUUGAUUCAUAGUCUUAUUUGGUUGUAAUUAGUUUGGAGAUUUUUUCUUCUGAAUCAAUAUAUAACCUUCAAGAAGGAAUUCGUUUUCA
Molecule: messenger RNA, 2684 nt
Organism: Papaver somniferum (opium poppy)
Lineage: Eukaryota; Viridiplantae; Streptophyta; Magnoliopsida; Ranunculales; Papaveraceae
Product: O-fucosyltransferase 7-like
Exons: 12
Coding region: 497-2110 (537 amino acids)
Cellular component (GO): cytoplasm
Source: RefSeq, a predicted model, not a curated record